Molecule: messenger RNA, 1885 nt
Organism: Astrephomene gubernaculifera
Lineage: Eukaryota; Viridiplantae; Chlorophyta; Chlorophyceae; Chlamydomonadales; Astrephomenaceae
Source: the annotation of a GenBank genome assembly
UAGUUAUUAGGUGCUUACCUAUCCUGGCCAGGUGCUAUUCGUUUUACAUAAGCUUCGUUAGCGCUGCUAAAUGAAUAGUUAAGGACACUCACCAACGGGCAAGCUGUAUCUACGCAACCGCAGGAUCCCCCAGCUUUCGCUCUUGGAGCGGGCUUCCCUAUCUCUUCAGGAGCUUGAGCGGGGCGAAGAUAUUCUGCGGAGGGAAAGGUUGCCAAUGGCUAUAAUUACAGUCAUCGACAGGGACAAAGAUGUUGAGGCAACAGAGCAAACCCUCUCGGCAACAAGGCCACGGCGAGGCCCUGUUGCACGCUUUUUGGGGUCUUCGCUCUUGUAUGACAGCCUUGCCGCACUCGCGUGCCUUGUCCUUGCCUUGGCUUUGGAGAAGGCGAAGCCUAGGUCCGCAUAUGUUCUGAAGGAAACAUUGUACUGGCACAGUUUUCCUCGAAAGGACAACUCUGUUCCCAGCUGGAGCGUGCCCGUUUACGCGCUGCUCGGACCUCUGGCGCUCUUCAUUGUCUACCACUUCUUGCGCCGGCGACCUUCGUGGCAUCGUGAGUUGGCGCGGCUUGUGGCCGCGUUGUGCUUGGCCUUCUUCCUAACCGGCGCCAUCACCAACUGCCUGAAGCUGCCCGUGGGCCGCCUCCGACCCAACUUCGUGCGCACCUGCUGGCCCAACGGCACCAUGGUGUUUGACCAUGAAGACCAGUGGGGCGGCUACGCGAGGUGCGACACCCACGUGAGCGAGGCCGACCGCGAGGAGAUCCGCAAGAGCUGGCCCAGCGGCCACAGCUCCCUCAGCGCCGCCGGCCUGGGCUUCACCACCUUUUACUUCCUGGGCCAGCUGCGGCCCUUCUCGCACUCCGCCUGCGCCGGGCGGCUGUGGCGCUUCCUGCUCCCGCUGCUGCCCAGCUUCGGAGCGGUGGCGGUGGCGGUGACACGCGUGCUCGACUACUGGCACUUCACCUCGGAUGUGCUCACAGGUCUGGCCAUCGGCUUCCUGACGGCCUUCUUCGUGUACCGGCUGCUGUACCCGCCGCUGACGCACCCGCUCAGCCAGCUGCCCUGGGAGCUGUUGCAGGAGCGGGAGGGCGGCCGGGAGCGGCAGGGGGACGCGUGGCGCGAGGUGGAGUGUGACCAGGCGGUGGCGCCGCAUAUCCGAUAGGGACAGGAGGGGAGGGGCGUGCAGGGCCGUGGAUGGCGGCGAAGGAGAGGGCUGAUAAACAUCUCGUGAGCGGUGUUGCAGGAGUGGUGAAGGGCGGGAGAUACAAUUGGACCUUUGGAAGGGGCCUGCACGUUCCGCACGUUCUAGCAGGCUUGGUUCAGUUGAUGUGCAUGGUCGGGCGUUAUGGGGCGGGAUGGUAGCCAGGUGGGUGCCACCAGCGGCAUAGAGUGCCAGGGGAUAGCCGUGUUGCGCUGUUCGGCGAGCGGUGGAGUGAGCAUGCAGGAGGGGAUGCAGGAGGGGGUCUGCCGUGUGCGUGUGCCCGGGGUUUCGCACGGGUGGUGCCCCUGGGCAGGGGACACAGGGCGUCAGUCUCCGUUCGCUGUGAUGUGCUGUGAGGUCCGCAGCCCUGCCGUGCGCCGCUUGGUUCACGCUGUGUGCUAACCUUGCUCGACGUAACCUGGUGCGGUUAUAAAGAAACGAGCGAUAGUGCUGUUUGCAUGCCCCAAUCUACCUGCUUUGCUGUUUGCGUCCACCAGAUUUGGUUCAUACUCGUGACGGAGGUAGGGGGUGCAUUUCGCGCGCUAUGUAUGUAGCCCCAAGGCCCCAGCCCCCCUUGCUGCUGGGCUGCUGCGGGCGGUGUGGGCACGAUGAUGGCGUGGGCGAGCUGGAGGAGCGCUGUGGACGGACGGGCGCAGGCGUUUGGAACGCUGUGUGGGGGAGUAU